AUACCAUUCAGACUGACGCUCAACACACCAACAUUUUAGGGGCGAUGAAGUGUGGAGUUCACUUAAAACUGGACAUCAUCAUACAAUAAUUGUACGUGAAUACGGGACAUAGAAUUUCCUGACGUGAUACAGAGAGAGAAGAUUAUGAUGGACUGGCGUCUUGUUGUAACAGUUUUAGUGAUAUACAUUCUGAUUGGGCCAGGAGAAGGAAAAAAGUGUGAGGUCAGCCGAGCCAGACUUAACCCAACCCUAUAUUAUCUGAAGACAUGCCCGGGAGAGUGUUGUUCCGACCUGAGUUUCAAAUUGUGUUGCGAAGUUCCCGAUGAGCUGAACGUGACUGUAGUCGUCGUCUUCUGCGUCGUGACUGGUCUUAUCAUCAUCGCUAUCAUCGUCGGUGUGUUCUGCUGUUACAAAUAUCAAAAGAAGAAAGUUUUAGAAGAGGAGGAAGAUGACAAAGAGAGUUAUCAAUCAGAAGAGAUUGGGCAUCAUUAUAGGGAUGUCUCACGUCACCAUGGACACCCGAAUCCACGUUAUGAGUAAUCAUAUUUUUGCUAACUGAUCUCUAACAAAACUGGAUUGAGAUGUGAUACAUAUGUAGGUGUCAUCGGUGUGGUUGUCCUAAUGACGAAUUGAGCAUGGGGACAAUCAACUACAAGCAUGCGUAGAUCAAGCUUGUCAUGGUGAAAGCGACCGGUUUUAUUUCAUAACUUGCCUUACUUUAACUGUACAAAAGGUACAAAUGUAUUACGAUAAACAAUAAAAUAAAGAUUAUCAAUUGGAAUAAUUAGUCAAAACUAUACUUGAUAGUUUUCUUUCCUAAGAUGUAGCACAGGUAUAAGUGUCUCUUAGCAUUUGAACCGGAUGUGUUACAAUGUUCCCAGCUUGUAAUGUAAUAUCAAUGCGGAUAUUUCCCGGAAUGUUAACUGAAAACACAUGUCAUUCUCGAACUUUCUACUCAUUAAACUAAAACCUGAUUUUAAUCUAGUGAUCUCCAUGUUUUCUGAUUCUGUUGAUUUAUCAGUACAGUCAACCGUAUAUCACACGUCUUUAAUAUUGUUAUAGGAUUGUUAAUGCCUGGUUUAGUUGUUUUUGUAAUUCUCUAUCCGAUAUACGUCCUGUAUAAUUUACAGAAUGCAUAAAAUGUU
Messenger RNA from Pecten maximus, 1145 nucleotides. RefSeq lists its product as uncharacterized. The transcript has 4 exons. The record is from RefSeq and is a predicted model, not a curated record. NCBI's taxonomy places the organism in Eukaryota, Metazoa, Mollusca, Bivalvia, Pectinida, Pectinidae. Bases 145 to 540 code for a protein of 131 amino acids.